CCUUUCUCAUGGAAGGUCCGUGCUUUUUAUGUAUGCAUCUCUAACACAUACGCAUUCGUAGCGGAUACAUGAAGAGUGUAAUAUUAAAAGGAAGAAAAGUUUGAUAAACAAGCAGGAAUUAAGGGCCGAUGAAGUACCAACGGUUAUUCGUAAAUUGAAAUAUUUACCGGAACGUCAGUUGUUUAGCAAUUAACCAAACGUGCGAUGAUCUGCAUUUUUGAAAAUAACCCGUAGCAGAAGACGGUUGAGAUGAUAAAACCGUUGGUCGAAUGUUGAUGCAUUAAGAGCAGCAGCUUCCGUUGAACGGACGGCUGGCUGGCCGUUGAACGAAACUCAUCCUAACCUAACCGAUUGGAUAUAAGGAAGAGCGUCCUUAUUGAACAUAUAUUCGGUGAAAGAUCGUUGAUACUUAUUUCAAAUAUCUCACUCCGCAUUCACCUUACGCCGAGAAAAAUACAUCAUCGAGGAUACGAUGCUGUAAAGACACUGAAGAGCAAAACCUAGAGAAAACCAUGGAUCCUGCCACGGUGAUUGCUCUCUGUAAGGAGAACAUUCAACCGUUACGCCACGGAAGAAAUGCUACGCAAUUAGGAACAGCACUACGUGCUCAGGAAGAUUCUGAUGCGCAGCAGAUGCUGCAACAAGAGAAACACAUGUAUGAAGAGGCUAUUAAAAAUUACCAAGGUGAAGACCCACUGGAAAAUUGGUACGAUUAUAUCCUAUGGGUAGAACAAAGUUUCCCAAGAAGUGGCCAUGAUUCCCAUAUUGGGAGGCUAUUACAGCAAUGUCUAGCAACUUUCGAGAAGGAAACCAAAUAUCAUCAAGAUCGUAGAUUUAUAAGAUUGUGGAUUAAUUAUAUAAGUAUGCAAAAAAAUCCCCUUGAACUUUACCAACUUUUACACCACAACGGAAUUGGUACUAUGGUCGCAGACAUGUACAGAGCCUGGGCUUUCGAGUUUGAGCAAAAUGAGGAUUAUAAAAGAGCAGACGAAAUUUAUUCCAUGGGAGUCGCUGCGCAUGCUCAGCCGUACGAAGAACUGACUUGUGCUCAAACAAAUUUUCAACUUGCUGUGGCUCGCAAGAUGCUUGGACAUCGUGAUGAACGAGGAGCUGUUGCAUUAGCUGAGCAACGUCAGGCAUUCAGCUCUCUGCGAGCCAUUAGGGGGGGCAAGAAAGUUGGCAGCAUUAGAACUGGACAGAGAGUCCGUGAUUAUUUACCAGGUUCUCUACCGCAGGUCUACAAUCCCAGCGAACUAUCCAGAGAAAAUGCCAGGAUCCAGAUAUACCAGGACGAUCUACCCGGAACUGAGCAUAAAGGUUCUAGCAUUCUGGAUCAUGUGCCAAUAGAGGAAAGUGUGCAUAAAGAGAAUUCUAUAAAACCUGGACCCUGGAGUAGUGCGUCUAAAAGAGGCCCAUUGAUACCUUCGACAAUCAAAACAUCUUUCAAAGUUCACGAGGAUCACCCAAGUGAAAAUGACAUGGAUAAAUUGCGACUAUUUCCGAAUCACACGCCAUUCUUUGAUGGAAGCAAGUACCACGAACAUUUACAUGUACCUGUUUUUGUCCCAGACCCGCCAAGUUCGGAGAUUAUACGUAAGGUGCAUUAUCCCAAAGACCUAGUGUACGCAGACAACGUGGAUUUAAGUAUGGAGGAAAUCAGGGCGCAAAAAUACAUGAAGAGAGCGAAGCAGAGCUUAUCCAAGAGCAAUCCAAAAGGGGAGUGUGAAAUAGGCGAUCAGAGAUAUGAAAUGGUACAAAAUAAUCAUCGGGAAAGCGAUGAAAAUAGGAAACGAUUAACUGAAGAAUUGUCAAGGUUAGAGAGGCAGAGGCAAGAAGCAGAGCAGCUUGAGCUGGAGCAGCAACGACAUAUUCAGCAGCAAAGGAGAGAGGCUGAACAAAGGGCACUGGAGAGACAGAGAGAACUGGAGAGGCAAAGGUUCGAGGCAGAGCAGCGGGAACUAGAAAGACGGCGGUUGGAGGCAGAGAGGAUAGAAGCUGAGAGAAUAGAGGCUGAGAGAAUGGAAGCGGAGAGAAUGGAAGCCGAAUUAAACAGGCAGCAGAAAAUCCACAGCUCGCGUUAUAUGAAUCAGCAUCAUAGGGCUGCGGUGCAAAAUAACGCUGUCGAACAUUUGCUGGGGCAAAGUAUAACUGUAAAUACAAAAGAGGCGAUGUCCGUUGUGCAGGACCUCUGGCAUUCACCUGAUCAAAACGCCAGUUCUGUUUCUAUGCCUGGAAACGGAAUUAAUCAUGGUUUAGUAGAACCGAGAGGUAAACUUGUGUUUGACAUACACAUGGACAGCUCCAUGACUCAACAUGCGAUUACUGGGAACAAACACCAUCAGCAGUACAAUAUGCAGCCAUACAGUGACCAAGAAAAUCAUCAACACUACCCGCCCACAUAUACGAGUCCUGAACAUCAAUCACCUUACGGGAACCACGCUUAUAAUGCCUACCAUUACCAAAUGCAGCCGCAUCAUCAACCGCAUGUCCAGCAUCAGGCACAUAUUCAACCACCACACAUGCAGCAACAUGUUCAACCCCAGCAACAUCAUCAACAGCAACAACCCCAGCACCAUCAUCAUCAACAGCACCAUCAACAACACAGUAUUUCUACGCAGCAGCAGCAACAGCAACAUCAUCCCUCAACUCACAUGCAACAUCAGCAACAGCAACAACACCAGCAGCAUCAUCAUAUUUAUGGAAAUAUUUCUGCGAACAGUAGUAUUGGCUAUCAAUCGUAUCAUAGCGCAAUAGGGUCACCACCGACACAUGACAAUAGAGUGGAGCCUCAGAAACAGGUUCAAUUUACACCUUACAUAGAUCCCGAUGUGGAAUCUAGCAAGCCGUAUAAAAUGCCAUCUGAAUUGCCUUAUAUUAAAUCACCGGGAAUGAAUCGAAGAGAUCUCAAGUACCUAGAAGGGGCUGAGGACAAAGAGAAUGCGAUUUCCGUCGACUAUAACGGUCCCCUAGAGGAUGAGGCUGGCCCCAAACAAUCUGAGCAGGACAAUUUAUACAUCGAUGAAAGCCUUGGUAUCACUCCUUUGACCAGUGAAAACGAAACUUGCUUCACACAAGCGUUCAACAACCAUUUAACAGCUUCAACGCCAAUCACCAACCAUUUUAGACACUCUUACAGAGGGAAGGAAACGCAACAGUUUCAGGAACAUGAUAUUCCUUCUCAAGGACCAACUGAAACUCGAAGCUGCGAAGGCGAGGAAAAUAAGUUGAGCGUCAUAAUGGAAUCUACUCGAGAGUACGUUUCAAGUUCCUCUGGAAGCAGUGGUGCUCACACGAGAACUCCUGGGCUAGGGUUCACUUUAACAAGGGAAGAUUUACUACCUAUAAAAGAGCAGUCGACUUCCCAAGAUAUGGAAUCAACAGAAUUCUUGCUUGCGGCUAAUCAAACUUAUGAACAGAAAAUGAGAGCUCAAAUUCAAGCAGUUCAUGCCCAGAGUCCGCGAACUGUACAGCGUAAUGUGGAUCAGAUAACGUCCGAGAUAAAGAACAGUUGCGAUCUUCGUAAGGCGAUUAGUUUUAAGCCUGAAAAAGAUGAUUCCAUGGAGUUUGAAGAACAUGAACCUAUGGAGGAGGUCGAGGAGGAAACAUUUGAACUUCCUACCGGGGAUAUUAACCCAUUCGACAAAGGCUUGAUAACUGGCUUGUUGAGGAAAAUUAAAUUCCCACAGCCACAUCAUGCAGUUGGGUAUACCAAAUUGGAUUCGAAUAUAAAUAAAUUUGUGCCUUCUACUAUGGUGACGCUUGGUACGGAAGCGUACGAUUUAGAAAAGUGCCUUGGAAAAGGAACCUACGGAACAGUUUAUAAAGGAAUAAACCUUCAAACUGGUCAGGCGGUUGCUUUGAAAACGCAAAAACCUGCCUGGGUUUGGGAGUAUUAUAUUGCUAGAGAAAUAAAGGCUCGCUUAACGAAUCCUCAUAUGCUUCGCGGAUUUAUGGACAUAACAACAGCUUACGUUGCGAAUAAUGCGAGCACUCUCGUUUCCGAAUUUUCAAAGUAUGGGACUCUCCUCGCCGUGGCAAAUCAGGUGAAAUUAGCUACUGGCAAACAACUGGGUGAGCCAUUAGCAAUAUUCUUUACAAUUGAAAUGCUGCAAAUAGUCGAAUAUUUGCACAAAUGUCAGAUCAUACACGGGGAUAUAAAACCGGACAAUUUUCUACUUAUGCAUCUACCUUCGGAUGACGUUAGACCGACUAUACAGCUAAUAGAUUUUGGCUGUAGUAUUGAUAUGAGUCUAUUUCCCGAAUCGACGAAAUUUACGCAUGUUAUUAAAACUGAAGAUUUCACAUGCAUCGAAAUGCAGACUGGAAAACCAUGGACUUAUCAAACCGAUCUGUAUUGCUUAGCCGCCUCGAGUCACUGCCUACUUUUCGGCAACUACAUGCGUGUAUCAAAUAAUAAUGGCCGAUGGUUCAUUAACUCGAAAAUACCAAGGUACGUCAAAAAGGCUGCAUGGGAAAGAUACUUCACUGAAUUAUUGAACAUUGAAUCUUGCGACAAGAUGCCUGACCUCACUGCGCUACGCAAUGUACUUGAAGAAACUUUGUCACAAGUAUCUGAUCUGCGAGCAUUUUUAAGAUCCUUCUCGAACACCCUAAACAAACGAUAACGCUUAUUAAAUCGAAUCCAUUGAUCAUUAUGCCCCCAAUUUCCCACCCCCUAGUAAAAGAAUUCAUUACUAUUAUUAUAAUUAUAAAAUUUGAAAUUAAUAUUGUGAUAUUUAUUAUUCCAUUAUUAUAAUAUUGUAUAUCUAUACAUAGUAGGGAAGGAAUGGAGAUUACUUGUUUUUCUUCUCUGUCUCUCUAUCUCUUCUCUCUCUCUCUUUCAUCUCUUUUCUCUCUUUUCUCUCUUAGUUUUCCGUGUUUGAUUUUUCGUAACGUAAUUUUAUCCGUAAUUUGUUCAAAAACCGAUUUGUACCUAUGAAACUAUCACAGAUCGAAUUAGGUGAAACAUCAACCAGGGCACUUAUUUAGUUUCUUUUUUCUCUCUAAAUUUGGAGUAGCAUUUUGCAACGUGGAGCCAUAGUAGUAGUAACUAAUGUAUUGCCAUUCGAAUCCACAAGUAUAUGAAAGUUUUGAUUGGGCUAGAUUUGCACAAACUUCUUGUUCUGUUUUCCGAAUCGAAUACUUUGAAUCGUAUUGUUAGUGUUUCAUUUUCUCCACCGUUUUUCUUUCUUCUAAUGUUUUACUUUGACCCCCGCAAUAGCGACCCAAAAAGUCUUGAUAAUGUAUACAUUAAUUGUAAG
Messenger RNA from Neodiprion fabricii, 5261 nucleotides. RefSeq lists its product as uncharacterized. The transcript is spliced from 15 exons. NCBI's taxonomy places the organism in Eukaryota, Metazoa, Arthropoda, Insecta, Hymenoptera, Diprionidae. The record is from RefSeq and is a predicted model, not a curated record. Gene Ontology annotation, biological process: mitotic spindle assembly checkpoint signaling; meiotic sister chromatid cohesion, centromeric; protein phosphorylation. Gene Ontology annotation, molecular function: ATP binding; protein kinase activity. The coding region runs from base 513 to 4625 and encodes 1370 amino acids.